AUGGAAGAUCCACUGGAUGUGAUUAGCGCUGAUAAGGAGAAUGAACGGAGAAUGAGCAUCGAGAGAAUUUACCAGAAGAAGUCUCAGCUUGAGCAUAUCCUUCUGCGACCUGAUACGUACAUUGGAUCCGUAGAAUACACAGACCGAGCGGUGAGUUUUUCCAAUCAAAUGCAAUUGAAUUUGGUUUCUGAUACAUUCUGA
This is a messenger RNA of Anisakis simplex (herring worm), 201 nucleotides long. Lineage: Eukaryota; Metazoa; Nematoda; Chromadorea; Rhabditida; Anisakidae. The record is from the annotation of a GenBank genome assembly.